Messenger RNA from Rhagoletis pomonella (apple maggot), 3133 nucleotides. Its product is annotated as Down syndrome cell adhesion molecule-like protein Dscam2. Gene Ontology annotation, molecular function: protein binding. Gene Ontology annotation, cellular component: plasma membrane; axon. NCBI's taxonomy places the organism in Eukaryota, Metazoa, Arthropoda, Insecta, Diptera, Tephritidae. Gene Ontology annotation, biological process: cell-cell adhesion; axon guidance. The record is from RefSeq and is a predicted model, not a curated record.
AUGAAAGGUGCCGGAUCCACUGAGUCUAAGCAACCGUGGGACGAUACCAAUGACGCUUUGUACCUUCAACAUCUAAAAAAUCAGGUGAGUGAUGAAGACGAUACAAAAGAAAAAGUAGAGCGGAAAGUUGCUUGCGCAGACAAAGUUCCUAUGUUUGAGGACAACGAGCUCAAAGGUGUACUUAAAAAUAAGACUAAAAGGUCCGCGGGUGGGUGUGAUCAGAUCACAUAUGAAAUGCUUCGAUCCUUGCCGGAAACAGCGACAAAAAAUUUACUAACUGCACUAAAUGAUGCCUUCGCCAAGUGUGAAAUUAAUGACUCUUGGCGUAAGGUAAGAAUCGUCCCAAUCCCUAAGGCAAACAAAGACCUAAGUGACUAUAAGAAUUUCCGUCCAAUUCCACUUAUAUCGGUGCUAGUUAAGUCUAUAAACCUCAUGAUUAAAGGCAGACUGGAAGGCUUUUUAAACGACAAAAAUAUUUAUCCAGAGAGAUCGUAUGCGUAUAGGAAAGGAAAGUCUGCGGCAAUGUGUAUCAAUGAUUUUCUACAUAAAGUUGCCAGCUUAAAACAUGCAGGCAAAAAGGCAUUAGUUCUGACGCUUGACAUAAGCAAUGCCUACAACUGUGUUACCCUAGGUAAGCUUCAAAGCCUGCUAGGGAACUUUGAAAUACCAGAUACGUAUAUAAAAUGGAUUAUUGAUUUCUUUGGCAAAAGAAUUCUGCACCUGGGCAAGGAGUCCAUAAUAAUAGAAGAUGGCCUGCCACAGGGCAGCUGUCUAUCGCCGCUACUCUUUAAUUUAUAUACAAAAGAACUACACAGUAUUGGGGACUCAGGGACAGACAUCUAUCAGUUUGCAGAUGACUUUCUGAUCCUAUCGCACGGAAGCAAUUGUGACAUGGUGAGACAAAACCUUGAGCAGAAGGCCAAACAAUUUUAUGAUAUUUGUACCAAACUAAAUUUGUCGUUCAACAUACAAAAAACUAAGCUAAUGUGCAUCGCUAAAAGUAAUAGGCAAGAUGUACAAAUCAAAAUAAAUGAAAUCCCUAUUGAACAAUUUCAGAUACCGGACAACUCAAGAUUCUUGGUCGGCCAGUAUGUAACUAUUCAUGAUGACGUCAUAAGUCAUGUGAACAUAUCAAAUGUAAAGGAGGAGGAUGGUGGCGAGUACGCCUGCACAGCACGAAAUGCAAUCGGAAAGGUGUCGCAUAGUGCCAAAGUGAAUAUCUACGGGCUUCCAUUUAUUCGAGAAAUGCCGAAAAUAACUGGUAUAUCGGGCUCCGACUUAGUUGUGAAAUGUCCAGUUGCUGGCUACCCCAUCGAUAAAAUUCACUGGGAGCGUGAUGGCCAAACGCUGCCAAUUAAUCGCAGACAGCGUGCCUACAACAAUGGUACUCUCAUUAUAGAGCAACUUCAGCGACUAGAGGACGCGGGCACUUACACUUGCAUGGCACAAAACAAACAGAAACAAACGUCGCGACGCAAUGUGGAGAUCCAAGUACUAGUACCCCCUAAAAUUAUGCCUAUCCAAGCAAUGACCAAUAUGUUGCGCGAGGGCAUGCGUGCUGCCAUUUCGUGCCAAAUUCUGGAAGGGGAUUUACCAGUGAGUUUUCGCUGGGAACGUAAUGACAAACCAUUAAUCGGAACUGGCAACGAGGUCUUUCGACGAUUGGAUGAAUAUUCUGCAAGCUUGGUCAUUGAACACAUCACUUCCGAACAUUCAGGCAACUAUUCUUGUAUUGCGAGUAACGUCGCCGGGAUGGAGCGUUUCACAGUACCAUUGACAGUAAAUGUUCCUCCCAAAUGGGUACUAGAACCAAAAGAUUCUAGUGCCCAAGCCGGUCAAGAUGUUUGGCUGCAUUGCCAGUCUUCUGGAUAUCCGAAGCCUGCAAUUACAUGGAAAAAAGCUAUUGGACCAACUCCAGGGGAAUACAAAGACUUUUUGUAUGAGCCGACCGUGCAGCUCUUUCCAAAUGGUACAAUAUUCUUUAAGAAAAUCAGCAAGGAGUCGCAGGGCCAUUUUCUUUGCGAGUCAAAAAACAACAUCGGUUCAGGUGUAAGCAAAGUCAUCUUCCUCAAAGUGAACGAGCAAAUAUCAGUUGCAAAAGGAAAGCAGGUGCAUGUGCAAUGCAACGUCCAAGGCGACAAUCCCAUCGAUAUAAAAUGGAAAAUACAAGCGACGCAACAAUAUUUGGAUGAAUCACUUGAUUCCAGGUACACGAUUCGUGAUCAGGUGCUGGACGAUGGUAUGGUGUCGGAAUUGGGAAUUUCCCAUACUUACCGCCAGGAUACCGGGAUUUAUAUCUGCCAGGCCAGCAACGCUUUCGGACAGGAUGAGAUGUCGAUUCAAUUGAUUGUACAGGAAGUUCCAGAGCAACCAAAAAACCUUCGAAUUAAUUCACAACAGUCGCGCAGCCUUCAGCUUACCUGGAGUCAGCCGUUCGCUGGUAAUAGCCCAAUCGAUGGAUAUCACAUUUACUAUAAACAAAUCUCAGAUAUUUGGCAAAAUGCCGAGCAUAUAACCAUCACCGGUGGUCAAACAGUUGUCAACAUACAAAGCCUGCGUCCUGCGAAAGCUUAUCAUAUUCGGAUGUCUGCGGAAAAUAAAUUGGGCGCCUCUGAGUAUUCAGAGGUUGUUCAAGUAACCACUCUAGAGGAAGUGCCAUCUGGGCCACCGUUGAAUGUGCGUGCAGAAGCGAGAAGCUCCACCGAGAUAUCUGUCACAUGGGAUGCACCAGAUCGGGACUAUUGGAAUGGAAUACUGCUAGGAUACUAUGUUGGAUAUCAAAUGUCACUAUCGCCUGAAGACAAAGAAGUGAAUCCCACACAAGGGUUUAGCUUCAAAACUGUCGAAGUGCGGUCACAUUUUGGUGGAGAAACGGUACUAAGUAACUUAAACAAAUUUACACAAUAUCACAUAAUUGUGCAGGCGUACACAAGUCAAGGCAGCGGACCACCGAGCAGAGAGAUAGCAGUGCAAACCAUGGAAGAUGUACCUUCUUCACCUCCAGAGAGUCCACAAUGUGACGUGCUGGGCUCCACAUCAAUUUAUAUAACAUGGUCACCUCCAGAUGUAGACGGACAGAAUGGCAAAAUCAAGGGUUACAAAGUAUUUUACAUAUCUGUUAAUGAAUUAUACG